AUGCCUGAAGAAGCUUCAAGUUGGGAGAAGCUUUCCCAGGUUGCUGUCAAGGGUGCUCAAUAUGAUUCCCAUGAGUGUCAGCCACAUCCGAAAUGUUUGAAAGGGACUAAGAUGGACCUUCUCAAGGUCAUCUAUGGAUUAUUGGAUAAACAAGAGGAGAAUCAAAUCAUCUGGCUGCAUGGCACAGCGGGUGUCAGAAAGUCUGCUGUUGCAUUCACCAUAGCUGAAAGGAUGAGAGAAUUAAAAGUGACAGAGCGGAGCAAGGAAAAGUGGCUUGCUGGAACUUUCUUUUUUUUGCGCAAGCACAUGAAACACCGCACGACUGGUUAUUUCUUUGCAACACUUGCCUAUCAACUUGGCAGCAAUUUCCCCUCUAUCUGCUUGGACAUGAACAGAGCUAUCAUGGAGAAUCCCACCCUCCUAGACCACAACACAUCUCUUCACAACAAUAUGGAGGCAUUGUUUCUCUGA
Suillus subaureus is the source of this 471-nucleotide messenger RNA. RefSeq lists its product as uncharacterized. Bases 1 to 471 code for a protein of 156 amino acids. The record is from RefSeq and is a predicted model, not a curated record. The transcript has a single exon. NCBI's taxonomy places the organism in Eukaryota, Fungi, Basidiomycota, Agaricomycetes, Boletales, Suillaceae.